Molecule: messenger RNA, 1432 nt
Organism: Sarcophilus harrisii (Tasmanian devil)
Lineage: Eukaryota; Metazoa; Chordata; Mammalia; Dasyuromorphia; Dasyuridae
Gene: NKIRAS1
Product: NFKB inhibitor interacting Ras like 1
Exons: 4
Coding region: 11-1021 (336 amino acids)
Biological process (GO): canonical NF-kappaB signal transduction
Molecular function (GO): GTP binding; GTPase activity
Source: RefSeq, a predicted model, not a curated record
UACCUGCCUGAUGGCUGCCACCAACCGGAAAGAAAGAGUCCGCUUUCCCACAAUCCUUUAUGGGCCCUUCCUCUCCCCACAGAAUCCUCUUUCCGGCUCAGGCACUCGGCUACAGCACAGCCUCAUGGGAAUUGUAGUCCUUCCGCCCGGUAUCGUGGCGGCCUCGGAGGGGGCGGGACGGAGGGCGCGGCCUCUCCAAAGGGGAGGAGCAAGGGAUGGCACUGCCUGCUAUAGACGCGCUGCUCAUGCUCUCUUGUUUCCCCUCGGGCCGGAGAACGCUCGGGGCCUCUCCCGCUGGAUCGCGGGGAGCCUAAGCUACGGAUCCCGCCGGGGCGGGAGAGGGGCAGGAGAGCACGCAUUGCGCUGGCGAGAGGGCGCGAGGGCGCGUGCGCGGCUCCCCCUGACAGCUGGGCCCCUCUCUCGGCAGAAUUUGUCAGACAAGAUGGGAAAAGGCUGUAAGGUCGUGGUUUGUGGAGGAGUAUCUGUGGGGAAAACUGCGAUUUUGGAGCAGCUUCUUUAUGGGAAUCACAUUAUUGGUAAGGAAGACAGUGAGACGGUGGAAGAUGUGUACGUGGCCUCGGUGGAAACUGAUCGCGGGGUGAAGGAGCAGCUGCGCCUCUACGACACGCGGGGUCUGCAGGAAGGCGACGAGCUGCCCAAGCACUACUUCUCUUUUGCUGAUGGGUUUGUGCUGGUCUAUGCUAUGAAUGACCUUGAAUCCUUUCGGAGGGUGGAGAUUCUUAAGAAGGACAUAGAUAAGUUCAGAGACAAAAAAGAGGUAGUAAUUGUUGUCUUGGGAAACAAAUCUGAUUUAUCCGAGCAAAGGAAAGUGGAAGCUGACAUGGCCCAGCAAUGGGCAAAGAGCGAGAGAAUGAGGCUGUGGGAGGUGACCGUGACCGAUCGGAAAACGUUGAUUGAACCAUUCAUACUCUUAGCCAGUAAGCUCACUCAGCCUCAGAGCAAAUCAACUUUCCCCCUGCCCGGAAGGAAGAACAAAUCGAAUGCCACUUCUGAGAAUUAGAUGUUGUCACAGUAAAAUGGCAUCUGAGAAAACAACUGGUCUCAUUCUAGACUUUUGUGAAGAGUGAAUGGAUUAAAAAUAAUAAGCUAUUGCCUAGAAUGGCCACCUUUACCCUUAGGAAACAGGUCCAACCAGGUCUCUAAAAGCACUUUAGAUCCUUAAAGUUAGUUAUAGUUUAUAAAGUGGGUCUGGAGGGGAGGAGAGGGUGGGAGGAAGAGGGACUGCCUGCCGUUCUCAUAUAAAAUCAUAUUAUGUUGUAAAUAUAAUUCACAUUCAUUUCAAAGCAGUGUUUUUAAAAAUGAUAGUGCACUUGUGUUAAAAGACUGUGAAAAUAAAAUGUGGAUGGCACAAAUGCAGCCAUGUAGACUUUGGAUUUUCCCCUUUCACUUAAAUAAAGGUGCCUUAAGGUGA